Messenger RNA from Lolium rigidum, 995 nucleotides. Its product is annotated as pentatricopeptide repeat-containing protein At1g61870, mitochondrial-like. Gene Ontology annotation, molecular function: protein binding. NCBI's taxonomy places the organism in Eukaryota, Viridiplantae, Streptophyta, Magnoliopsida, Poales, Poaceae. The coding region runs from base 1 to 864 and encodes 287 amino acids. The transcript has a single exon. The record is from RefSeq and is a predicted model, not a curated record.
AUGGCCUUUUCAGUUCUUGGCCAUCUGUAUGCACUGUAUGCCCUCUCCGCGCUCCUCGCCGCCUACCACGACGCGGGGCAGCACGACCGCGCCGUCAAGGCCUUCCGCGACCUCCCCGCCGAGCUCUCCGUCGCGCCGGGGCUCGUCUCCCACAACGUGCUCCUCAAGUGCAUGGUCGCCGCUGGCGACGUCGCGGGCGCACGCAAGGUGUUCGACGGAAUGCUCGACAAGGCCGGCGUGCAGCCGGACAUCGUUUCCUGCAACGAGGUCCUCAGGGGGUACCUCAAGGCAGCGGACUAUCCCGCGUUCGACCAGCUGCUCAAGGAUGUCACGGGCAGCAAGAGGCGGCUCAAGCCCAACGUCACCACCUACAACCUCCGGAUGGCUGCCCUGUGCGCCAAGGGCAGGAGCUUCGAGGCCGAGGAGCUGCUGGACGCCAUGGCUGCCAACGGCGUCCCGCCCAACCGGGAGAGCUUCAACACCGUCAUCGGGGGGCUCUGCAAGGAGGGGGAGGUGGACGCUGCCACACGGCUGCUCAAGAAGAUGCCGGAGGUGCCGAGGCCGGGCGGGAAAGGCGUGGUGCCCAACUCCGAGACCUACAUCAUGCUGCUCGAGGCGCUGGUCGAGAAGCGCGCGUUUAGCCCUGCACUGGAGGUGUGCAAGGAAUGCUUGCAGAACAAGUGGGUGCCACCGUUCCAGGCCGUCAAAGGCUUGAUCGUAGGACUGGUGAAGAGCCGGAAGAUCAAGCAUGCAAAGGAGGUUGGCAUGACCAUGAAGAAGGCCGCCAAGGGUGACGCCAAAGACGAGUGGGAGAAGGUCGAGGCUGCUGCGUUCCAACUGGCACUUGCUGAAAACAAAGCGUAAUCACCGCUUGCAUAUGCGGAUGAGUUGUUGUUUUUUUCACUUUGCAAUCUGUUACGACAUUCACGUGUCUUCAUGUGCUAGUUUGUGUCAGUUCAUUUGGUUUCUUUUCUCAUAUAGGGUAUUUGCAUUUC